UGAAGGCGGCGGCGGAGCGACACAGGCGGAGCUCUCAUUCAUUCAUGCGGCUUAUGCUUCUUCUCCUCCGGACAACUCCGCUGCUGUUCCCGCUGCUCUGAAACCGGGAAUACACGUUUGCGUUUCCAAGUGAAUAAUGCUGCGCUGAGAGACCGGAGCGGGGGGGACGGACUGCUGAGGUUUCACCGCGUCGGUUUAUUCACAUGUGAAAGGAGACAGCGUCUCGGCUGCUCAGAGGCUGUUUCUCGCAGUUUGGGAAAGGAUACGAGGGGAACCUGCACCCGGAUUACUGCUCUUUGAGGACAACAUGCCUCAGACACCGCCAUUCACAGGGCAGCUGAACACAGGCAGCUACAACAAGAACCUGUACCAGACCAAGGAGGACGGAUACUCCGGCCUCUAUUAUCAUGACAACAACCUGGUGUCCGGGUCCCUGGAGGCCCUCAUUCACCACUUGGUCCCAACUGUAGAUUAUUAUCCAGAUAGGACGUACAUCUUCACCUUCCUGCUCAGCUCUCGCCUCUUCAUCCACCCAUAUGAGCUCAUGUCCAAGGUGUGUCACCUGUGCAUGGAGCAACAGCGACUCAGCGAUCCCCAAGCUGACAAGAUGAGAGUCAGGAAGAUCGCUCCCAAGAUCCUUCAGCUCCUGACAGAGUGGACGGAGACCUUCCCGUAUGACUUCAGGGACGAGAGGAUGAUGCGCAGCCUGAAGGAGCUGACCCACCGGCUGGCCAGUGGAGACGAGGUUUACCGGAAGGCGGUUGGCCAGAUGAGCCAGGGCCUGAUCAGGAGGCUGACGGUGCUCAGCCAGUACGAGGAGGCGCUGGUCAAGAUUAACGCCACAGCGGCCGAACGACUGACGGCUCUGAAGGCGAAGCCCCAGGCAGCCAUCCAGAGAGAUAUGCUGUCCAUCUGCAACGACCCCUUCACUGUCGCACAGCAGCUCACGCACAUAGAACUGGAGAGACUGAGUUACAUCGGACCUGAAGAAUUUGUCCAGGCCUUCGUCCAGAAAGACCCUCUGGACAACGAUAAGAGUUGCUUCAGUGAUCACAAGAAGGCCAGCAACCUGGAAGCUUAUGUUGAAUGGUUCAACAGACUCAGUUAUCUGGUGGCUACAGAAAUCUGCAUGCCCGUGAAGAAGAAGCACCGAGCUCGAGUCAUCGAGUUCUUCAUCGACGUGGCGCGCGAAUGCUUCAACAUCGGCAACUUUAACUCCCUCAUGGCCAUCAUCUCUGGGAUGAACAUGAGUCCUGUGUCUCGGCUGAAGAAGACCUGGAGUAAAGUCAAGACGGCAAAGUUUGACAUCUUAGAACACCAGAUGGAUCCUUCCAGCAACUUCUACAACUACCGAACAGCACUGAGAGGAGCCACGCAGAGGUCGAUCACUGCCAACAGCAGCAGAGAGAAGAUUGUCAUCCCUUUCUUCAGCCUCCUCAUCAAAGACAUCUACUUCCUCAAUGAGGGAUGUGCCAACAGGCUGCAGAACGGACACAUCAACUUUGAGAAAUUCUGGGAACUUGCCAAACAGGUGAGCGAAUUCAUGACCUGGAAGAAGGUGGAGUGUCCGUUCGAGAAGGAUCGCAAGAUCCUGCAGUACCUCCUGACUGCGCCGGUCUUCACUGAAGAUGCAUUGUAUCUGGCUUCAUACGAGAGCGAAGGUCCUGAGAACAACAUGGAGAAGGACAGAUGGAAGUCUCUGAGAUCCACUCUGCUAAGCAGGGUUUAAACUUCUAAACUGAAGAAACCAGAUUGAAGACAAACCCCUGACAAGCAAGCCGUGCCCGCUCAGCGCCGCUGUUGUCCAAACAAAGUAUUCCCGUGUUGGAAGGGAAAUGACAAUCUGUACUUUGGCUGGCGAGGACCCUUUGUGUUCCCUCCAGCUUCAGAUUUCUAUUAAGCUCUGCUACUCCUUGCCCUCCUGCUCUCUGUGCUGUAUAUUUCAGCACAGCUGAUUUUUCAUCUCUUUGUAUGACUUUGUAAAGUCUUUUUUUUUAAAAGAGGAAAAAAAAAGAGCCACCACAAACUGUCACAAUAAAAGCCAGGGGAGAUGCUUUUUCUUGUCCGAAGCAUUUCGCCCUGAUAAACCCUCUGUGAGCGUUGACACAGUCGUUGGGGUUGUUUGUUCCCCCGCCACUUUUAAACACUUUUUUUUUUCCACUGAAACUACAGAGUUAGCUGCUGGAUGGCUAACGCAACACAAACGCGCCUCUCUCUCUCUCCCUCCCCCUCUCUCUCUCUCUCUGGUUCCACAAGCCAGCAUUCUCUGUUCGGAGAAGUUGUACCUUAACCCGUAACACUUGCGCAUCGUUAAGCUAGCCCUUAUUUGUGGUUUUGUUUUGUCUCUUUCCUUUUGUAUGACACCUGCGAAUCUUUCGCCUCAUGUUUUCUGAAGCUUUUAUUAAUUGUGAUGUGUAAGAGAAAAUGCACUGGCUGCAUUUUGAUGAUGUAACAGAGUUUUGUUUUGUUUUGUUGUAUAAAGUUGUGUGAUUUUCUUAAGCAGGAAGCAAGAUCAGCAUCUUGUUGUUUUGUGUUUAACCCACUCACGGCCUCAGCGUGCUUCAAAUGAAUUAAGAUGUCGGUAAGAUUCAACCAAAGUGUUUCCCUUAUGGUUAAACGGCAUCUGACACCCCCUCAUCUGGGGGUUUAAGAUGCUGUGGGAUGCUCUGACAAAGCUUUGGUUUGAGGCAGACUGAGGGCUUCAGCAGUGAGCUGAAACUGAAGGUGUGAUGAUGAUGAUGAUGAUGUGUGCUUCCUGUUGUUCCUGAUAAUCUAUGUUUAAAAGGCCCUGUGCUGCCGAGGGAAUAAGCUAGACUGUGGGCUGACAUUCAUACUUUCCCUUUUGUUCCUGUUCUACCUGCUAAUGUAGAAAACGAGUGUGGUUGUGCUGCCCCCUGGUGGUUCGGUCUGAAAAGUGAAUGGAUUUGUGUGGUUGAGUAAUGUGAACCCGACACAGGCUAAAUAAUAUCCUUUGUUACUUUUCCCAUUAUCAAAAGUAUAGUUUCCUCCCUGAUUGUUUUAUUUAUAAAUCUAUAUGUGUAGUCACAUUAUGUCCUCAUGCCAAUAUUUACUAUUAUUUUAUUGUUAUUUAAUUUUGUACUAGGUACAUAACAUGCUUAAGUAGUCCUCAGAUAUUGGCUUUAUUAUUAUUAUUUUUUAUACAAGUUUGUAUGAGACACUUAUUUUUCAAGGUACUAGCUCAGAGUAUGAAGUUAAAUACCUUUGACUGAUGUCUGCUUUGCCUUGACUGCUCCUCCCUCACCACAGAGUGCUGUUGUGUUUUAUUGUGUACAUACUGUUUUCUUUUCCCCUCGCUGUGCUCAUCCAGUUGUAUUUGGAUUGUUAAAAUGGAAUAGAGGAACCGUUUAUAAAUGAGUUAGUUGUGUUUAAAAGACAAAGUUAAUAAAAGAAUGUAUAAAAUUA
Toxotes jaculatrix (banded archerfish) is the source of this 3423-nucleotide messenger RNA. It is a transcript of the gene rasgef1ba, whose product is annotated as RasGEF domain family, member 1Ba. Gene Ontology annotation, molecular function: guanyl-nucleotide exchange factor activity. Lineage: Eukaryota; Metazoa; Chordata; Actinopteri; Toxotidae. Gene Ontology annotation, biological process: Ras protein signal transduction; positive regulation of GTPase activity. The transcript has 14 exons. The record is from RefSeq and is a predicted model, not a curated record. Bases 308 to 1729 code for a protein of 473 amino acids. Gene Ontology annotation, cellular component: plasma membrane.